Impatiens glandulifera is the source of this 1055-nucleotide messenger RNA. Its product is annotated as von Willebrand factor A domain-containing protein DDB_G0286969-like. The record is from RefSeq and is a predicted model, not a curated record. The coding region runs from base 62 to 859 and encodes 265 amino acids. The transcript is spliced from 2 exons. NCBI's taxonomy places the organism in Eukaryota, Viridiplantae, Streptophyta, Magnoliopsida, Ericales, Balsaminaceae.
UCUUAGGCUCUUAGCUUUCUCUUACUAAAUCUCAAUUAGCAAAAGAAUAAUUAUAAGAAUUAUGGGAGCUUGUGCGACGAAGCCGGCGGUGUUGAAGGAUGCAGAGAUAGACGGAGCUCCGGCGCCGGAAGUUAAGGGGGAAGAGGCGGCGCCGGCGACGGCGGUGGUGGAAUUAGUAAAGGAAGUGGUGGUGAUUGAAGAAGAUGUGAUUAGUAUUGUGGCUGAUGCAUCUAUUGAUAUCAAGCCUCGAUCUCUUAGUAACCUAUUCGAAGAGGGUGAAGUGAUCAAGCAAGCAACCGGAGAUCAUGAACUCCCGAUCGCAGUAGAGCCAAUAUCGGUUGAACCAGAAAUCAAGGAAGAGAAAGCUGAUCAGAAACAGCUGGUUGAUGAAAAACCAGUUGAAGAGAAACUGAAAACCGAAACCAAGCAAGAUAUUGAAAAACCAAACGUCAAUAUCACCAUCAUUGAAGAAACGACCAAGAACACUAAGGAAAAAGAACCGGUUGUUGUUUUAAAAGAGAAAGAUAUUGCAGUUGAAGAGAAACCCAAAACCGAAACCAAGACUAAGGAAAAAGAAGUUGUUGUGGUCCAAACCGCCGAAAAAGUUAUUGAAAAAAUAGUUGAACCGGUCCCCAAGAUCACUAAUAAGGAAAAAGAAGUACCAGUUGUUGAGAUCAAAGCAGCAAUAAUUACCGCAGAGGUUAAAACUGUUAACCCAGUUGAAGAGAAACCGAAAUCUGAAACCCUAAAGAGUGUUGAUACCAAGCCACCACAAGAAAUUACUGAGAAAACAGGGACCAGUCAACAGAAAACCGAGGUAAAACCGGCUACUGUGGUAGUGGCAAAUGAAAAGAAGUGAGCUAAUUUGCAUGGUACAAUGUUCAAUCAUUUGUUUGAUUUUUUUUUUUCUUUCUAUUUUCACUGUUUUUUUAUUUUGUCCAUUUUAGUGAAAAAUAUAUAUAUGUUGGGUCCAAAACUGUAUGUUCUUGAAAGGAUGAAACUAUUUGUUAAACAAUAGUUAAAUAUAUAUUAUCAUGAAUGGUUUGAACUUUGAA